AUGGAUCCGCCCAUGACCCCGACACCAGGCAAUGUAGCCGCCCGACCGCCUCGCCCCUCGCUUUCCUCUAGCUCGAGAAAACGCCGGCAGCCCAGCGAUUACCCACCAUCUGCUGAUAACAGCGCUAGAUGUAAUCCAAUGGGCGGUCGGGCCCCAGGCACUGCUCCGGUAUCCGUCUCCGAGACUACCAACGAGACCGAGACCCGCUUCGAACCCCCCGCUGAUAAUGCUGGCAAACCCUCCAAGUCUUCCAAACGCAAGAAGAAGCGCGAUCGCAAACGCCGCAACCGCCACCAGUCUUUUAUUCCACCCGAUCGCGAGGAACCCCAUGAAAGCCCUGGACGUAAUACAGGUGCGGGAGGUAAUUCAAUGGAGGCCGAUCGGCCAACCUCGAGGGACGCUACGUCGUUCUUCAAUUUGGGGCGGAAUUUGAGCAAUACAAGCUUAGAGAGCGAUGCCCUGUUGGAUCACCGCGACCAACCUAUGAUGCGACCUCGGCGUGACAGUCGCCUUGGAUCGUCAUUGCGCCCCGGCUCCUUACUCUCGAGCGUCUACCGGUCGAACGAUGGACAAUCUCGCAAUACCCCAAGAGCAGGACGAAGCCAGCAGUACCAGGAUGACGAUAGCGACGAAGAGGACAAUGAUCGGACACCCUUGGUGCGAUCGAACUCAAGCCACAAUCGCUAUGGAACAGAUAGUCGCCCGAGUAUGUUUUCAACUCGUGCUCGACAACCCUCCGUCCAGACCGUCUCUUCCGGGUGCUCGCCAAAGGACAACCGCAGCCCCCUCUAUUCUCCAGCUGUCGACCGAGACUACGAUGUCAAUAAUCCGCCAUCCAUCCCCGGGUCUCCAAAGCUGGGACCGGAGAUGAACUACGACGAUGCAGUGGUCACCGGGGCUGAUUGGGAUUUCACGCUGGCGCGAUCAAUGGAGAACCGCAGGGACUCUUUGAACAUUCUCAACGACACAUUGAUUGAUAUUGACGGCAAUGGGGUACACCCCCAUUCUGCACCAUCUUCUUCACCUGGAUCGCCGCUGCUUUCUCCAAACCAGGAAUUGCGGCGACGCCGGACUGUGGCAUUGCCGGCAGAAGGAGAUGUGUGUUUCCCCACCGAGACAAUAUCAGAAAUCGGAGACGAGGGGCCGAGGCAGAUGGGCAUAGAAGCUGGCGAACGUCGAAGACGUCGACACCGGCGGUGGCCCGAUCUCUCCGCACUGGAAGAAUGGAGUCGCGAGGAGAAAGAGGGACGCAACGGGGAUUUCCGAGUCAAGAAGAUCAGUGAGCCGAUGCUCAUCGAAGGCCGAUUGCGUCCACAGUAUAAAUCCUGGAAACGCGAAGAGGAAGAAGCACCUUAUCGAUUCACUUACUUCAACGAAGAAUUCCCGAGCACCAUUCACGCCCAGACUAUCUCUGAGCUGGUACAGCCAGGCGGUAGCUUCCGAGAUUUGUUCAUUCCGGACCCCCCAGAGUUGGAGGAUUCGUCAGAUGAUUCAGAUAAUGAAGAGGACUCAUUCAUUGAUAAUCCGGCAAACCACCAAAACCUUGGUAAUAAGCCGGCCUCUCAUCCGGAUCUCCAAAGUCAAGGCCAAGGCCAGGGCCAUCAAACAAACGCCAACCCUAAUAUGACAGUUCAGAAUGUCUCGGUCGCUACUGGAAAGACUACAAGCGACCUUCUUACUGGCAAUGCUCCCCCUGUCAGAGGGCCCUCGCGUUUGUCUGUGAUCAGCGAAGGGCACGCUGACUCCGCCCGCGAACUGUCGCCUGCACAAUCGAACACUCAUCUCGGCCCCGGCCAGCCCAAACCAAAACGGUACGGUCCUCGGCCGACUUUCUGGCUCGACGUUCUCUCCCCAACAGACGCAGAGAUGCGUACGAUCGCAAAGGCGUUCGGUAUUCACGCGCUGACAGCAGAGGACAUCAUGAUGCAAGAAGCUCGGGAGAAAGUCGAGCUAUUCCGAAGCUACUAUUUCGUCAACUACCGCACGUUUGAACAGGACAAAAACAGCGAGGAUUAUCUCGAGCCUGUGAACAUGUACGUGGUAGUGUUCCGCGAAGGUGUAAUUUCUUUCCAUUUCUCGCAAACACCCCAUCCAGCCAAUGUGCGACGCCGCAUCCGCCAGCUGAUGGAUUACCUGAUCCUAAGCUCAGACUGGAUCUCCUACGCCCUGAUCGACGAUAUUACCGAUGUUUUCGGACCGCUGAUCCAAGCCAUUGAAGACGAGGUUGAUGAGAUCGACGAAAUGAUCAUGCAAAUGCACUCAUCUAGUAAGGAAGACUCGCCAAGUGAUAGCGUGCCUCCCUCAUUCGCCCCCGGAGAGAUGCUCCGACGGGUAGGCGAAUGCCGCAAAAAGGUCAUGGGACUGUAUCGACUACUCAGCAACAAGGCCGAUGUAGUCAAGGGCUUUGCCAAGCGCUGCAACGAACAGUGGGAGGUAGCACCAAAGUCCGAAAUCGGUCUGUAUCUGGGUGAUAUCCAGGAUCACAUUAUGACGAUGACGGGCAAUUUGACACACUACGAAACUAUCCUGUCCCGCGCGCAUUCCAAUUAUCUGGCUCAGAUCAACAUCCUCAUGAACGAACGGCAGGAACAUACUGCCGACGUGCUGGGUAAGCUGACUGUCCUCGGUACUAUUGUGCUACCGAUGAACAUCAUCUGCGGCAUGUGGGGAAUGAACGUCAAGGUGCCCGGUCAAGAAAUUGACAGUUUGACCUGGUUCUGGUGCAUUACUGCCGGGUUAUUCGUAUUUGCUCUUGUUUCCGUUGUGAUUGCUAAACGAGUCUACAAAAUCGUAUAG
Messenger RNA from Penicillium soppii, 2796 nucleotides. Its product is annotated as magnesium transporter CorA family protein. The record is from RefSeq and is a predicted model, not a curated record. Gene Ontology annotation, molecular function: magnesium ion transmembrane transporter activity. The transcript is spliced from 4 exons. Gene Ontology annotation, cellular component: plasma membrane. NCBI's taxonomy places the organism in Eukaryota, Fungi, Ascomycota, Eurotiomycetes, Eurotiales, Aspergillaceae. Gene Ontology annotation, biological process: magnesium ion transmembrane transport; intracellular magnesium ion homeostasis. Bases 1 to 2796 code for a protein of 931 amino acids.